AUGAGCCUUCUGCAGAAGUGGGUGUUAGCAGCUUUCAUCUCCCUCGUGCCUCAGUCAGGUCGCGCUAAGGCGGAGACGCAGCCUGGUGCUUUGCAGGGGAGGUUUCCCAGCCCCAGAUGGGACACAAGGCCGGUUGCUUCAGAAAUCACCCACCCCAGCAGGUUAGUGGGGCAGAGCGCGGGAGGAGAAGUCCAGAAGCAUCAGCUGGACACCAGGGUCAGGAAUGCGCCUCGAGGAGGAGGCAGCCCUUUUGUGCACCUGGCCCAGGUGAGCUUCCUCAUUCAUGCCUUUGGCUCGGCCUUCACCUUGGACCUGGAGCUGAACCACCACCUGCUCUCCUCGCACUACGUGGAGCGGCACUUUGGCCAGGAUGGGAACAGCAGCCACAGCCCGGGAGCGGGGGAGCACUGUUACUAUCAGGGCAAACUCCGAGGGGAGGCGAGGUCCUUGGCAGCUCUGUCCAGCUGCCGUGGUCUGCACGGUGUCUUCUCGGACGGGAGGGAUAUGUACCUGAUUGAGCCCCGCCGAGCAGCCGAGCGUUGGCAGGGGCCCCUGCCUCACCUGAUCCAGCGCAUGCCUGCUCCCCAGCCCGCUCAGGGGUGCACAGAGCCAGGCUGCCUGUUUGCUGCCCUGAGUCACCACGGCCCAGACACCCUGUCCAGACUGCGGAGGAGGCGGCAGGUGCGGCGAGCCCAGCACACCGUGCACAGCGAGACCAAGUACAUCGAGCUGGUGGUGGUCAAUGACCAUCAGCUGUUCGAACAGAUGCGCUGGUCUGUGGUCCUCACCAGCAACUUUGCCAAGUCCGUGGUGAACCUGGCGGACAUGAUAUACAAGGAGCAGCUGAACACGCGCAUCGUGCUGGUGGCCAUGGAAACGUGGGCCUCCGAGGACAAGAUCCACGUGGGGGAGGAUUCGCUGCAGACGCUGAGCGACUUCAUGAGAUACCGGACGGAGGCGCUGCCGGAGCAGAGUGAUGCUGUUCACCUCUUCUCCGGGAGGACGUUCCAGAGCAGCCGCAGCGGGACUGCCUACGUGGGAGGGAUCUGCUCCCUCACCCGGGGUGGGGGUGUCAAUGAGCAGUACGGGAACGUCGGCGCCAUGGCGGUGACUCUGGCUCAGACCCUCGGGCAGAACGUCGGCAUGAUGUGGAACAAGCAGCGGCGCGCCGCAGGGGACUGCCGGUGUCCAGAUUCCUGGCUGGGCUGCAUCAUGGAAGACACGGGGUAUUACCUCCCGCGCAAGUUCUCCCGUUGCAGCAUCGAGGAGUACAGUCAGUUCCUGCAGGAGGGUGGGGGCAGCUGCCUCUUUAACAAACCCUUAAAGCUGCUGGACCCCCCUGAGUGCGGCAAUGGCUUUGUGCAGGCCGGAGAGGAAUGUGACUGCGGCUCGCUUGCGGAGUGUGCAAAGGGCGGCGGCAACUGCUGCAAGAAAUGCACCCUGACCCACAAUGCCAUGUGCAGCGACGGGCUCUGCUGCAAAGGCUGCCAGUACGAGCCGCGGGGCACACCGUGUCGGGAAGCCGUCAAUGAGUGCGACAUCCCGGAGAGCUGCACUGGGGACUCCAGCCAGUGCCCACCCAACCUGCACAAGCUGGACGGCUACUUCUGCGACCACGAGCAGGGCCGGUGCUAUGGGGGCAGGUGCAAAACCAGGGACAGACAGUGCAAUGCACUCUGGGGGCGUGCGGCUGCCGACAGGUUCUGCUACGAGAAGCUGAACGUGGAAGGGACCGAGAGAGGGAACUGUGGGCGCGAGGGCCCAGCCUGGGUGCAGUGCAGCAAGCCAGACGUCCUGUGCGGCUACCUGCUGUGCACCAACAUCACGGGCGUGCCGCGGCUGGGCGAGCUCAGCGGGGAGAUUACCACGAUGACCUUCUACCACCAGAACAGAUACGUCGACUGCAGAGGUGGGCACGUCCAGCUGGUGGACGGCUCGGACCUGAGCUACGUGGAGGAUGGCACGCCCUGCGGCCCCAGCAUGCUGUGUCUUGACCACAAAUGCCUUCCCGCAGCAGCCUUCAAUUUCAGCGCCUGCCCUAGCAGCUGGGACGGGAUGAUCUGCUUUGACCAUGGGGUCUGCAGCAACGAGGGCAAGUGCAUCUGCCAGGCAGACUGGACGGGGAAGGACUGCAGCGUCUACGACCCCAUCCCGGAGCCCAGGCCCACCGGCGAAACCGAGAGAUACAAGGGUCCCAGCGGCACCAACAUCAUCAUCGGCUCCAUUGCGGGCGCCGUGCUGGUGGCGGCCAUUGUCCUGGGGGGAACUGGCUGGGGAUUUAAGAACAUCCGGAGAGGAAGGUAUGACCCGGCUCAGCCGGGGCUGGGCUAG
Messenger RNA from Emys orbicularis (European pond turtle), 2331 nucleotides. RefSeq names its product ADAM metallopeptidase domain 11 (gene ADAM11). The record is from RefSeq and is a predicted model, not a curated record. NCBI's taxonomy places the organism in Eukaryota, Metazoa, Chordata, Testudines, Emydidae. Gene Ontology annotation, molecular function: metalloendopeptidase activity. The transcript is spliced from 26 exons. Gene Ontology annotation, biological process: proteolysis. The coding region runs from base 1 to 2331 and encodes 776 amino acids.